Alternaria ethzedia is the source of this 2685-nucleotide messenger RNA. RefSeq lists its product as uncharacterized. The transcript is spliced from 5 exons. Bases 1 to 2685 code for a protein of 894 amino acids. Lineage: Eukaryota; Fungi; Ascomycota; Dothideomycetes; Pleosporales; Pleosporaceae. The record is from RefSeq and is a predicted model, not a curated record.
AUGUGCAGGGCUCCGAGCUGCAAAGACAUCGGACAACAGCACGAUCGGGUCACCAAGCGCCGAGCUAUGAUGUUCUUCGAAUUCGUAUCCGGUCUCGACCAUUCCUUCCACAUCAUGAGCGAAGCGACGCAGGACAACUGGCGCCACAUCCUUGAGGAUAUCGAAAAUCUUGUCAAGAUGUUCACGUACGCCGAUGAGCAGCAGGAUGCAGCGGCCAAGAAGGAAGCCAAGAAGCAGAGGCGCAUAGCACAGAUGGAACUGGCCUUUGGUAUCAUCACAGCAGUUUUCGGGUUACUUGGUGCAGGCAUGAACGUUCUGAAUUAUGAGACCACCAACACUGCGAACGUCCUGAAUCGCUUCCUUUGGGGGCAGAGGUCAGCGUCAUUUUGGCAGCGCUCGAUCAAUACAUUCACUACAUUGGCACGCAACAACGGCCGACUGAGUACCUGGAGAGCGCCUCAGAAACUCUUUAACGGCGAACUCAUCGGACCCUUGCAGAAGCAAUGGACGAUCGCCAGCGCGGCCUAUCUAGGUUUGCAAGGUCUAACGAAGGAGGUCGUCAAGGAGAUCAAUCACAAGAAGGACAUUAAAGGUUUUGAGAAGACUCUCAGCGCGGUAGAAGGCGAGCUGGCGCUACUCGACACUUCCGCCACCGAAGAGGCGCAGAAUGCGAUGCAAAUAAUCACCACAGGCGGUACCACUCGAGACGGACACAAUAUAGUGCACCUGUACAGGUCCUUGUUCUUCUAUGGUUCAAAUGUUGGAUUCCGAGCAUGGGCAUCUUUCAUGAUUGAGAUGAGAUCCUACGCAACGAUCGUCAACGCUUUAUGGAAGACAGAAGGCGUAUACAUCGUCGAGUCUUUGGUUAAAAGCGGGGACUGCGACAGCGACGACCGCGGGCCAGCAGACCUCAAAGUCUGCCUGCUCGAACGGCCCGAACGAUCAUACUGGGUUUAUGCCAUCUCAAACUACGACGACAAGAAGUUACGGGCCCCUCCAGGGUUGGAAUACCUCAACACAACGCACCCAUUCCACGGGAUCUGGCUCCAAGACGUCGUCCGAUCUUCCCUUUGGUGGGUUGAAGUACACAGACCUAGCUCAUUGCAACCGGAGUGGGUGCAUGACGCAUCGUCAUCAUCUGAUUCUGACACCGACACCGACUCUGACUCUGACUUUGACGAGUACGCUAUUCCAGCCAUCAACAUCACUUCCUCUGCCGGAAAUACCACGUACCUUGACGACUACGGGAAUGUGCCAGGCACGUUUCGCAUACCCAUCUGCCACAGCUGGAACGGUGAGGCCAUCUCGAGUAUCAAGAGUAAGCACAAGGUCAACGGACCGUGUCUCUGCGAUGCCAUGAACCCUCAGGUGGGUAGCUUCUGGGAACAAGCAAACAAUUGGACUACAGCAGCCACGAAGUUCUUUGUAAAAGAAGGUGGCUUCUUCAACUUCAACAACUAUGGGAAGAUCUGUGGAGGCAAGUGUGACCAUGUGGGUAGCUGGGCGUCCCUACUAGGCCUUGGUAAAGACGACAAGCCAGCAAAGCACAUGAAGAAGGCUUGGGGUCGCCAUUGUCAUGCCAAGGGGUGGAAGCACUGGCCACUGGGACCGGCACAGUUGGUAGACCCAGACUCUACAACCUCAUCGAGCGCACCAGCGGCUUCGGGUACGCCUGACGACCCAGACGUAGCCCCAGAGCCGCCGUUCCAACCGACCCCCACCCGAGAUCCUAUCGUCCAAGCUACGACCCAGCUGCUCACUCACGAGACACGCUACCCGAAGAACACCCCCAAGAACAUCACGCGACAAGGUGACUGCAACGGGCCAUACUGUAUCGUCGACGCCGUCUACCAGAUCACAGAGCAACACUACGAAUACACGGUCGACGCUUCAGUGCGACCUAACGACCAAGGUUGCUUCCUUGGCGACCUGUGGUGUUUUGAGCAGUCCGCCCACGACCUCUGCGAACAGUUCGACGAUGAAGAUGAGAUGGCAGCCGAAGCCGAAGCCGAAGCGAAUGGAGAAGAGGAAGAGGAGGUCGGCUCAGACGAGGACGAGUAUGCGGACUUUAUCCAGGACGACGAGACUCCCAAUGGCGACGGCACUCCUGGUGGCAACAGCACUUCAGACGGCACCAACGAUCCCGAACGUACCGCCAUUCCGAACGGCGACAAGAAUGCAAACGACCCGAAGAAGGACCCUGCAUCCGAGAAGAGCGAAGGUGAGAAGGCACUUGAAGCAGAGACCGACUUGGCCAACAGACGAGCGGCGUGUUUCUGCCCUGGAGUCAACGGUACAGAGGGACAACCCGGUAUCAACUGCUCUGCCGGCAAGAUCACCACAAAGACAACCACGAUCAAAGGCCGCAUGAAGCAAACAGUCACCCCCCUGAAGCCGUUUUCUAGCAAACCGACGGCUUCCGGGGGAGCCGGUGGAGCUGCAGGUAAAGCUGCAAGUGGAGCUGCAAGCGGAAGCGGAAGUCAAGUCAUUCACUGGGCCACCGUCACGGUAGAGGAGAAGCGAGAUAUACUGGCUGAAGUGUUGAGUCUGGCUCCGCCUACGGAAGUGCCGAGUCUUGCUAUGCCCGUGGAGGUGCCGAGUGUGACUACCCCUAUGGCGGCGCCUGUGUUUCUGACUGGUAGCUUCUCUUCAUUCGCUGCGUUCCCGACACUGGGUAUGGCCUAA